GUAUUGAAAAUCCGAAUUUUGUUGUUGAUGGUGAGUGACGAAGAUUUCCAGAUUGGUUUCAGGUUGAUGAAUGUGUUUCUCGCCUUCCCGAUUCUCGAUUUGACAUCCUCGUCCGUUCCUCCUGUGGUUGAGACAAUGCUCCCCAGAUAAGUGAAAGAAGUAACCUCUUUCAAAUCCCUCCCGUUGAUGGUGAUUGGCACUGGAUGUUGCUGCUGUUGUUGGUUGGUUAUUUUCAUAACCUCCGUCUUGUCUAUGUUCACCUGGAGUCCUGUCUUUGCUGCUUCUUCGACCAGUUUGUCGGUUUUUGCUUGUAAGUCUUCGAUUUUGUGUGACAUCAAACAUAAAUCAUCUGCGAAAUCCAGGUCUUCUAGGUUCUUCACGUCGGUCCAGGAUAUCCCUGUCUUCUCGUUUCCCACUGUCUGACGCAUAAUCCAGUCCACCACAAUUAGGAAU
Trichobilharzia szidati is the source of this 453-nucleotide messenger RNA. The record is from the annotation of a GenBank genome assembly. Lineage: Eukaryota; Metazoa; Platyhelminthes; Trematoda; Strigeidida; Schistosomatidae.